This is a messenger RNA of Rhododendron vialii, 1983 nucleotides long. Its product is annotated as protein FAR1-RELATED SEQUENCE 5-like. NCBI's taxonomy places the organism in Eukaryota, Viridiplantae, Streptophyta, Magnoliopsida, Ericales, Ericaceae. The transcript has 3 exons. The coding region runs from base 1 to 1983 and encodes 660 amino acids. Gene Ontology annotation, molecular function: zinc ion binding. Gene Ontology annotation, biological process: regulation of DNA-templated transcription. The record is from RefSeq and is a predicted model, not a curated record.
AUGUGGAAAACUGUAAUUUACAAAGAUUUCCACUGUAAUUAUUCCUCCUCCCCCAAUUCAUAUUGGCGCUACUUUUUCCCGCACAAAUGCCAAAAGCUAAAACCCCCGCCCCCAGAUUACUCAUCUGCUAUCCCACUACAGUUUCUACUUUUCUUUGUUCUCAUCCAAUUGUUUUAUAUUUUCAAAUUCACUUCAAAAGGGAUCCUUAUUUUACUCACAGGUUUAAUGGAUGCCCCAAAUUAUGAAAAUGAGAGUGAAGAAGCUACUUUAAUGGAAACUUUCAAUGAUUGUAGUGGAGAACUCAAAGUGGGAAUGAAUGUUUUUUCGGAAGAUGAAGCUUACAACCUCUACAAUGAGUAUGCCUUGAGAAAGGGUUUUAGCAUUCGUAGAGGAAACAAGCGUCCAGAUUUGAAUGGAAUCUUACGACAACGCGAAUACUUGUGCUCAAAAGCUGGGUAUCGCAAAAUUGGGAGUAUUAGUGAAGUGAAAGAAUUUAAUCAUUUGGAGACAAGAACGGAUUGUAAGGCCAGAAUUCGAUUUACGAUUGAUAAUGGCAUUUGGACAAUUUCCCACUUGAAUGAUGAUCAUAAUCACGAGCUUGCAAGUCCAGAAGAGAGGCGAAAUUUAAGAUCCGGAAGGAAAGUGCUGAAAGCAUAUGGGGAUGUUAUCACCUCAAUGGUCGCGGCAGGUAUAAAACCAACACAAUCAUAUAAUUAUCUGUGUAAAGAAAUUGGGCCAGAUUAUGUUGGAUUUACUAAGGAGGAUUGUUAUAAUUAUUUGCAUGCGGGGAGGGAAAAUCUUAUUGAAGCAGGGGAUGGACAAAGCGUGAUCAAUUUUUUCAAGCAUAAGCAAGUUGAAGAUCCUAUGUUUUUCUACUCAUUUCAAGUGGAUGGAAAAAACCGAAUGGCAAAUUUUUUUUGGAGGGAUGGAAGAUCAAAGUUAGACUAUGAAUGUUUUGGGGAUGUCAUUAUUUUUGAUACAACAUACCGAACUAACAAGUAUAAUUUGGUUUGCGCCCCAUUUGUUGGUAUCAAUCAUCAUUGGAAAAACAAAUUGUUUGGUUGUGCUUUUUUGUCGAAUGAGACAACAGAAUCUUUCAUUUGGUUAUUUAAGACUUUUCUAGAAGCUAUGGGGAAUCGACAACCAAAGAGUAUUUUUACUGAUCAAGAUCAAGCAAUGGCUAACGCGAUAGAGGUAGUGUUCACUGGAGCACGCCACAGAUUGUGUAUGUGGCACAUUUCAAAUAAUGCUAAGCAACAUCUAGCUGGACUAUUUACAAAUGCAAGUUUCAAAGCUUUAUUUGACAAGUGUUUUUAUGGGUGCUAUGAUUCAAUUAAAUUUGAAAGCGAUUGGGCUGAUAUGGUUGAAAUGUUUGGACUAGAGAAUCAUUCUUGGCUUAAAAGAUUGUAUGAUCUUAGGGAAAAAUGGUGUCCUGCUUUUAGUGUAGACUUUUUUUCGGCGAGGAUGAAAUCCUCCCAAAGAAGUGAGAGUACUAAUAGUGUUUUUCAUCAAAUUAUGCGGAAGCCUAUGUCUCUCCUACAAGUUAUUCAAUAUUAUGAGGAAAAGGUUGAAGAAAUGCGGCGAGAUGAAAGAAGUGAUGAUUUUCGAUGCAAAAAUGGUGCGCCACCAAAGGUAAGUAAGCGUGGUAUUUUGAAUCAUGCAUCUAAGGUGUACACUCUUGUCAUGUUUAGUAAGUUUGAAGAGGAAUUGUUGGAUAGCUUUGGAUUGAAUUGUGUUCAAAUUAGUUGCAAUGGGACAACUUCCAUCUAUCAUGUAACAGAGGAUGGCCGUCAAAGGGUGCAUAUUGUUCAAUUUGAUCUUUCCAAUGAUGAAAUCUCUUGUAGUUGUAAGUUGUUUGAGAUUUUGGGAAUAUUGUGCAAACAUGCUUUAAGAGUGCUUGUUAUGAAAAAUUACAAAGAGAUACCUGAACCCUAUAUCUUAAAGAGAUGGAGCAGAAGUGCAAAGUCGGGGAUAGAAGGAUAA